AUGGGAGCAUAUAAGUACCUUGAGGAGCUCUUUAAGAAAAAACAGUCAGAUCUUCUGCGUUUUAUGCUGCGUGUGCGAUGCUGGCAAUUUCGCCAACUCAAUGCUAUCCAUAGAGCAUCUCGACCCACACGCCCUGACAAAGCACGUCGCUUAGGAUACAAAGCUAAGCAAGGAUAUGUUAUUUACCGCGUUCGUGUGAGGCGUGGUGGACGCAAGCGUCCAGUACCCAAGGGUGCCACUUUUGGUAAACCCACCAACCAAGGUGUGAACCAACUGAAGUUUCAGAGAAGCUUGAGAUCUGUCGCUGAGGUAGGCAAAUUUUGCAUAUUAAUUUUGUUCUCAGCACUAUAAUACUCAAGGCUGUGCUUUAGCAGCGCCCAGUGGCCCAUGCUCCUAGUAAUUAUUGUUCUUGGGUGACUAGCAUAGCAAUCAUAAGCUGCUCUGGAUUUCACCAGUUCAGAGCACUGGCCUCCCUUCAAUUUUUUUAGAGCACAUCCUUGAUACUGUCUCAUAAAUCACUCUUUUAACCCUUUCGUGUGCAAGUUCCUGGGAAGGAAAAGGCCGCUAAAAAUACUACCAACAAAAAAUUUAUUUCUUGGCAUCAAUCUUGAUAGUAUGAUGGCAAAAACUGACCUAGACUGUUUCGGGAUACAUUAAAUUGAAGCUAGCCCGCAUUGGGUAACAGAAAACCAAAUAUCCUAUUUUUGAGAAUUUUUUAAAAAUAAAAACUUGACAAAAAUGUGUCUCAAAAUAGUUGCCUAUAAAGUUUAUCACCGCAUGAUUACUCCACACAGCAACAUAUAUCAAAGCCAGUGAGAAAAAUCGAUCCAAUGUCACACAAGCUUUAUUUUGAAACCAAGAAAGCAAAAUAAACGGUGUUAAAACUACGAAAGAAUGGCUAAAAUCUUUGACUGGUCGAUACAAAAUGGCGCUAUUUGCAUAUGUUUCUUUGUAAAAUAACAAAUUUUGCUUCGAGUUACCUUUCAAGCCUAUAAAUCCAGCACCUUUCCUCGACAGCACCACACACUUAAAAGUUCAACUGUUUGAAUCUUAAGCUUCGUAGUUCGCUGAAGAACUCAUCGAAAAACAUGACCAUUACCGCGAAAAAUCCCCAAAAAUAUAACCGAAGCUGAAAGAUCUUUGUCUUCUGUUGCCAUUAUUUGAGUUCACGUGCCGCUGAGGUCGAUAAAAUAUCGAAAAUUUGACCAAAAUUGAUCAUACAGACACAAAAUGUCGCCCAUGUUGUUCACUUUCUUGAUCAAGUCACCACAGGCUACCCAAGACUCAUGCAAAUGUACGCUGACCAUUUUUCUGCAGACCCCUUCCGAUCGUACGAAUUCGUACGAUUGCGCACGAAAGGGUUAACCCAGUUAUAUCUGAGCCAUAUAUAACCCCCUGUGUGGAUCCAUGUAUGUUGUACUACCUAUGACAUCACCAGGGUAUUGUGUAGGGAAAAGGGAUUUUUCAACCCGUAUCCAGAUCAGCAUGAUUCAGUCAACAGGCCAUACAAAAAUGCUAAAAUGCAAGUCGACACAAAAAUUCCACUGAAAAUCUUGUGACCCUUGAAGUUUUCCCAAAAAACUUUUCCCACCAAAAUAAAACCUAGUACUGCACCUUUGAGAAGUGUAAUGUCAUCCAUGUCUAAUACUCUUCACAAAACUUCAGUUGUCAAAUCUAGAGUCCAGUGGAGUUUUUGGAAGCUUGGACAGUCUUUCUUUUUGGCCAGAUGGUGACCAGAAUUUGGCUUGACUAGCCCCAAACGAUUUUUUAAGGAAAAUUUCUAGGGGUUGAAUAAGGCUGCAAAUUAUUUUUUUAAUAAGCAGGUAAUUUGUCAGGUCAGAGACCAGAGUUGACUUUAGGAGAGGAGAAGAUAGAUAGAUAGUUUAUUCACCUUAAAAACUUAUGUCAGCUCAGAGCAGAGCUUCAGAUAACUUACAAAUUUAUCACUUGCCAUUUUUCUCUUAGUAUUUGGCAAGAACAGUUUGAGCGGGAAAUGACUUCAUCGAUAUCCUCAACAGUGAGGAUAUGAAAAAUAAUACGCUACUCGAGUCCCGGAUGUAGUUUCAUAUGAACUAAUUUUAUGAGGGUAUAUUUUGUACUCUCUUGUCUAUAUAAUAAACACAUAAUGAAUACAGUUUCAUUUUAGCAAGAGGGAGCUUUACCAGGAAAUUAUAACUUUUUAUCUUGAUACAUGUAUGUGUCAUAAAUUUAUACCUAUAUGAAGCUGGUCUUUUGAAAACUUUACUGCUAAAAUAGACCUCUUCUGUCUUGUCUCCAAAGUAGCAAAAAUUAAUAUAAAAACUUAAGGUGCAACCAUUGCUUUUUCCUCUUCUCCUUUCUUUCCUUUUGGUCUCACUAAUUUUUGUUUCCUUUUCCUUGGUAAGUGUGAUUUUCGGGCCUUUCAGAUGCAAAAAGACUAACUAGCCAUUUGGCCUUUUUUUUCUUAAAUGGCUGCAAAUCUUGAUAGGUUUGUUUUCAAAAAUCCAGGUAGAUCCAUAUUCAUAUACAGUUGUACUCACCAAUACAGAUGGGCUUAUUAUUCAUUUUAUGUUUUGUAAAAGUUGGUGUGCUAUCUGAAAAUGAUUUUGCCGAUGUAGAUGUAAAUGUAAACAUGGUCUUAUCCAUAAGUAGUCAGCAAACUGUUGUGUAUAUUCACUGAUUUGCGUUACACUUGUGGUAAAGUAAUCAAGUUGUAACUCUUGCUUCUGAGAUCCUUGUCUUAAGGUUCUUGAAUGCAUCUGAGUGCUGCUUGUUUCUUUCUUCCUUACUGCAAAUGCAUGUGUUCUCUCUGUUCACAUGCUUUGAGAAGAAAGAUAACAUGAGCAUUAACAGUCUUUGCAAAGGCUAACCUUUAAUAUGAAGUUAAUCCAUUCACCCCUGGGAAUUUUACCAAAAAAAUGCAUCUUAAAGCUAGUCGGGCCAUCUGGCUAUUAAGAGCUAAACGUACCAAAGUACUGAUUCCAGGUUAUGCACUUCACCUUCUGUUCCAGAUCCAAAAUAUCAGCUUCCAAUUUCCAGUCAUGCACCAAAAGCAACAAUGUAGUUUUUGGGUUUAAAAGUGACACAGCAGUCUUGACUUUUUCCAUUCUCUUUCCCUUCUUAAAAUCGAAAUCCUUUGCUGAUGAAAUAAAUAUAGGAAUAGUUUUGAUUUUUGAAUUCAGCACGACUUCAUCACUAUUUCAUUGUGGCCAUAUGUGAGCAAAUUUUUAGAGAGGGGUUUGAUACCUCCUGACUUUUGUUAUCAGAGAAGCUGAUAACAGGAAGAAAAUAGUGUUGAAUAAAAUCCAAUGAAAUUUUCUUUCCUUCAGGAGCGUGCUGGUCGUUACUGUGGCAGCUUGCGGGUGCUCAACUCGUACUGGGUCGCCCACGAUUCCACAUACAAGUACUUUGAAGUUAUAAUGGUAGAUCCCUUCCACAAAGCUGUCCGCCGUGACCCCAGAAUCAACUGGAUCUGCAAACCAGUCCAUAAGCACCGUGAGCUGCGUGGCUUGACUGCCGCUGGCCGUAAAAACCGUGGAAUGCGCAAGGGUCAUAGAUUCAACAAGGUGAUUGGCAGCUCCCGUCGCGGUUCCUGGAAGAGGCGUAAUACGCUGUCUCUCCGUAGAUACCGUUGA
Molecule: messenger RNA, 3614 nt
Organism: Porites evermanni
Lineage: Eukaryota; Metazoa; Cnidaria; Anthozoa; Scleractinia; Poritidae
Source: the annotation of a GenBank genome assembly